CCUUUGCAGGGUUUGCUGCAGUGUGCCAGCACCAUCUGGGAGAGAGCAGGAGAGAGAGAGAGAGAUUAAAUAAAGAUUGAUUGGCUUGAAAUUCUAACGUGGGUGUGGAGGGGGGGGGGGGUCCCCCUUCUUGCCAGUAACCCAACAUCCUUUUUUUUCUUUUUUUGAUUUCCUUUUUUUAGAGUUACACUUUAUACGUGCUGACCUCCAUUUUGAGCCUUGUUAUAAAUCAGUGUUCUAAUUUCUUCUCUACCUGGAGUGGAGCAUCACUACAUGACUGCAUGUAACAAGAUAUGUCUUUGCUCUGAGGAUGGCAUGGCUAUGGGUGCAGGGGGAGAGGAAUAGUGACCCCUAUGCCAGAGUUUUAGGAUGGCCAGUGAAGGCUCCAGCAUCCCCAGUCCUGUGGUGCGCCAGAUUGACAAGCAGUUCCUGAUCUGCAGUAUAUGCUUGGAUCGCUACAAGAACCCCAAGGUGCUUCCUUGCCUGCACACCUUCUGUGAAAGGUGCCUACAAAACUACAUUCCUGCGCACAGCCUGACUCUUUCGUGCCCGGUGUGCCGACAGACGUCCAUUCUGCCAGAGAAGGGAGUCUCCGCACUGCAGAACAACUUCUUCAUCACUAACUUGAUGGACGUCCUGCAGAGGUCACCAGACAGCAGCAGCGAGGCCUGCACUGUGCUGGAGACCGUCACCGCUGUCGCCACCGGCAAACCCCUGUCCUGCCCAAACCAUGGAGGCAAUGUGAUGGAGUUCUACUGUCCUUCAUGUGAGACAGCCAUGUGCCAGGACUGCACUGUGGGAGAGCACGCUGAGCACCCCACUGUCCCGCUCAAAGACGUGGUGGAGCAGCACAAGGCUUCCCUGCAAGACCAGCUGGAUGCCGUCAAGAACAGGCUGCCUGAGAUUGACUCAGCCCUGCAGGUCAUGUCGGAAAUCUUACAGCAGCUUACCAAUCAAAAGUCCUGCAUUGAAGAAGAUAUUCACUCCACCUUCGAUGAAUUGCAGAAGACACUUAAUGUGCGCAAAAGUGUGCUGCUCAUGGAGCUGGAGGUCACAUAUGGACUCAAACAGAAAGUUCUCCAGGCCCAGCUGGACGACCUUCUGCAGGGGCAGGAAGGGAUCAAGAGCAGCUGUAACUUCACUGAGCAGGCUCUGAGCCACGGCACGGAGGCCGAGGUGCUGCUGGUGAAGAAACAGAUGAGCGAGCGGCUGACCGAGCUGGCCAGCCAGGACUACCCGCUGCAGCCCGAGGAGAAUGACCAGCUGGACUUCAUCAUCGAGACGGACGGCCUGAAGAAGUCUAUUCACAACCUGGGCACCAUCAUCACCACAAACGCAGUGGCCUACGAGACAGUGGCCACGGGGGAGGGGCUGCGGCAGUGCGUAGUGGGCCACCCCACCUCGGUCACCAUCACCACCAAGGACAAGGACGGGGAGCUGUGCAAGACAGGCAACGCCACCCUCACUGCUGAGAUCUCCACCCCUGACGGCAGCGUUGCAGAUGGCGAGAUUCUGGACAAUAAGAAUGGCACGUAUGACUUCCUGUACACCGUUCAGAAAGAGGGCGACUUCACCCUCUCCCUUAGACUCUAUGAUCAGCAUAUCAAAGGCAGCCCUUUCAAGCUGAAGGUGGCCAAGACAGCUGAUGUGUCUCCGACCACGGAGGGCGCGAAGAAGCGCGUGAAGUCCCCUGGCAGUGGGCAUGUCAAGCAGAAGGCUGUGAAGAGACCGGCCAGCAUGUACAGCACUGGGAAACGGAAAGAGAAUCCCAUCGAGGACGAUCUGAUUUUCAGAAUUGGUACCAAGGGAAGAAACAAAGGAGAGUUCACAAAUCUUCAGGGGGUGGCAGCAUCUUCUGUCGGCAAGAUUUUGAUAGCAGACAGCAACAAUCAAUGUGUACAGAUCUUCUCAAACGAUGGUCAAUUUAAAAUCCGGUUUGGUGUGCGUGGAAGGUCUCCUGGACAGCUGCAGCGCCCCACAGGUGUGGCUGUCCACCCCAAUGGGGACAUCAUCAUUGCUGACUAUGAUAACAAGUGGGUCAGCAUCUUCUCUUGCGACGGGAAAUUCAAGACAAAGAUUGGGUCGGGCAAACUAAUGGGGCCGAAAGGGGUGUCAGUGGAUCGAAAUGGUCACAUCAUCGUGGUGGACAACAAGGCCUGCUGCGUCUUCAUCUUUCAGCCCAAUGGGAAGCUGGUGACAAAGUUUGGUAGCCGUGGAAACGGGGACAAGCAGUUUGCAGGUACACUUGAUGGCCCCCACUUUGCUGCUGUAAACAAUAACAAUGAAAUAAUUGUUACAGAUUUCCAUAACCACUCUGUGAAGGUUUUUAACCAAGAGGGGGAAUUCCUAUUGAAAUUUGGGUCCAAUGGAGAAGGCAAUGGGCAAUUUAAUGCACCAACAGGAGUGGCAGUAGAUAUCAAUGGCAAUAUCAUUGUAGCAGACUGGGGCAAUAGCCGGAUACAGGUGUUUGAUGGCAGUGGCUCUUUCCUGUCCUACAUAAACACCUCAGCGGAUCCUCUGUAUGGCCCGCAAGGCCUGGCACUCACCUCCGAUGGCCAUGUUGUUGUAGCAGAUUCUGGAAACCACUGCUUUAAAGUCUACCGCUACUUACAGUGACUUAAAGCUUGCAUCGCGUACCACAUCACCCGCCAAGAAAGCUGGAGACAUACUUACAACUCAAGAUUGCCAGUUCUUCUGGACACUAAAGUCAUCAACCGCUUCCUAUUCUUGUGGCCUCACUUUUUAUCCAUUUCUCAUUAGAAAUCACAGAACUCCUCACCUUGGUGGUUUCUAUUGUGAAUAUUUUCCAUUUUGUCCAUUCUGAGCAUUAAAGGAGUAAAGCGCCAUAUGCGUGCCAAGUAAUGAACUUGAACUUGUAGACUAUAUUAAUACAUUAACACCAUAUUUUAGUUACAAUGACUUGUAUAGUAGUAUAAUCUAUUGCAGUAGCUGAUUUCCUGUUCUUCUGAAUGCCCUUAUGCUCCUGUGAUGCAAUGCUUUUUUAAUGGUUCUCCUUAAGAAAAAAAGGUAAUGCUACAUGCCUGCUGUUAUAUUUGUAACUAUUUAAUUGAUGGCCAGUCAAUGUGUUUGUCUUUCAGUUUAAAAUGUAACGCUAUGAAUCUGAAAAUGAAAAGCAUACCACUGUAACCUUAACGUACUGGUGAAUGAUGAUGCUGUACAUAAAGUAUGUAGGAAGUAAGGAUGUGGGAUGUUUGAAAGUAUGGCAGGUUUAAAGAUUUUAGAAAAUUAAAGGCAAUAUUUGUCUCUGAUAUUUUGUCCAAAAAAUCUGGAUCAGAUUAAGAGUUUUAUUUUGUGCUACUAUGCUUUGAGGAGUGUUUUGUAUGUGGCAAAGAACAAAAGCUCACCUUUUUAAACUCUCCGCUUGAUUUUAAAAGGUCUUCAAACUUAUGUAAGAGCAAUGCAACCGUAGAUGCAUUUUUUUCUUGUACAUAAUGGUCUUAAAGCUUUUUGAACAAACUACAAUGCAUUAGGAGAACAGUCUGCUAGGUUAUGGCCUUACCAGUAAUUUUUUCAUCUUUUUCAUUCCUCUCUUUCUUGUAUGGUAAUACUGAUGUUUACACCACUCAAUGUCCAAGGUCCCCGGCACUGAACGGUACACACAAACAAGCAGUUAUUUCUUUAAAAGUGGCAAGAAAGAUAUAGUGCUAAAGGUAUGUUUUUGAUUGGCAGCCUAUUGGAUAUACAUCCCUAUUAUCAUGUAUCCCCUGUGCAUCAAUAGCAUGUUUUCACAAGAUUUUUAUUUGGACAAUUUUGACACAGAAUAAAUAUUUGCAACUGUGCUUUCUUAAAAUACAAACCCUGCAAUCUUAAACAUAUUAAGACAAAUUAGUGUUUCUUUGGAAAAUUGUCCAAAGCUGUGCCAUUGGAAAAGGAUUAAUUAUUAAAUAUACCAAUAAAGUUUGUUCAGAAAAUCACAGGUUUGGAGUAGUCCCAAAAGAUAAGACCUCACACGUCAUCUCUAAGACGUUUUACGCUUCUGGAUAGUCUGUAGUUUUCCUUCCAUGUGGCUGUCCCUGUUCUUACUCAAUAAGCCCCAGGUAGAAUAUGAAGCAGUGGUGUAUCCCUCUGUGGAAAUAGUAGAAUGUAACAAUUGCAAACUAUGCUUUGAUUUUAUUGUCAGCAAUUGGAAACAUGACAAUAGUUAUAUCUGACAAUAUACAGAGAGUAGAGGUUACUCUAUUGAUAUAGAUGUGUGGGUCAGAUAUGAACCUACUGUCUUUGUGUCUUUAACAAUGUGAGACUGACAAGCCUGGCUGCUAUCUUUUACUUUGCUGCAGUGGUAUUUCACAUUAUUAAUACAAUCGGCCAGGUUCAGAUACCGUAUAGUCCUUCUUUUAUUUCUUUGUGUAGUUGUUUCUCUUUAUUUCCCUGUUUAUUUUUUUUCAUUUCCAUGCGAUGUGUUUGUGAUGCCAAAACAGAAAACAAAGUGCCCAUAUGAUGUUUUGUUCUAUAUGUAUUAAUGACAGUAGCAAUGCCAUUGUAAUGUGGUUUUUUAUAUAAAGAUAUGAACUUUGUGCUUUGUAAAUUUUACCGGUGGUGUAAAUUUUGGAAAUGUCUGUAAAUCAGUUUGUAUAAUACAGGGGUUCAAAAUAAAAUGGCUCAGAAUGUAGAGCACUAAGUGGUCUGUAAAAAAAAGCCUUAAAACGCUUUUGUUUAACCCAUUUCACUAAGAGACCAGUUUAUGACCAACAGGAAAGAAAUUUACCAACAACCUGCAGUGAUUUCCACCUUCACUAAAUAUACACAAUAUCCUGAGCCCGUAAUGUGCUUGCAGUGGGUGUAAACAUUUAUUUUAUUUUUUUAAACAUUCCUUAAUUUAAUCAUGUUUAUGUACAGCACAGAAAUAAAGUAUUGCAUUCUUUGAAAACCA
Molecule: messenger RNA, 4891 nt
Organism: Lepisosteus oculatus (spotted gar)
Lineage: Eukaryota; Metazoa; Chordata; Actinopteri; Semionotiformes; Lepisosteidae
Gene: trim2a
Product: tripartite motif containing 2a
Biological process (GO): negative regulation of translation; protein polyubiquitination; proteasome-mediated ubiquitin-dependent protein catabolic process
Molecular function (GO): translation repressor activity; zinc ion binding; ubiquitin protein ligase activity
Source: RefSeq, a predicted model, not a curated record